AUGGCCUCGGUCGCCGCUCACCCAGGGGUCAUCCGGCGCAUGCUGCAGCGAGGCGGCAGCGCCGGAGCCUACGUGGUGACGCUGCACUCUCCGUUCGACGCUUCACUGCCGCCGACGAAGGUUGAGGUCGAAGAGACGCUGCCGGCGUGCUGCAUUGGCGCCGGCGCUUGCGCUGCGGCCUAUGCCAAGCCAGCCAUGGACGACGACGCGCAGGCUGCCGCCGUUCUCUGGCCCUGCCUGGUGGAGAAGGCGUGCGCGGCGUCUGGGCUGUUUGCCGCCGGUGGGCAAGGGUACGAGGGGCUGAACGGAGAGACGGGCGAGCACGCGAUCUGCUUGGCGUCUGCCAUCUUCGAUGCGCACGCGCAAUCGGACACGGUCUCCCGCGACGGGGUGCAGCAGGACCACUGCUACUCCCUCCUCGCCUCCCGUCCUCGUUCUGCGCGCCAGCGCUCUGCCUCGAGCGAUCUGGAUCGGGCAGAGGCCGACAAGCCGCCGCACGAGUUCCAGCUGCGCAACCCGUGGGGACGGCGGGGGCUCGCCCAACCCGGGGCGCCGUUGCGUGACACCUCGGAUGGGCUGUUUUGGAUGACGGCGGACACCAUCGCGGAACUGUUUGUGGAGGGCUACGCCGAGGCGCUAGCACCGCAGCCGGCCGCACCGCCGCCGCCGCCGCCGCAGCCUUCGCCACUACCUCCGCAGCCGUCGCCGCCGCCACCCCACCCGUCGUCCCCGCCGCCACCACCGCAGCAGCAGCAGCAACCGCCGGGCGAGUCGAGGCGAGCGGCGGAGGAGGCCGAGCUCGAGUCCUGCUCCUUUGCGCCGCGCGUGCUGCGCCCGUCGCGGCUCAACCCUGCGGCGGCGGAGGCGGCGGCCGAGGAGGCGCGCGAGCGGCGGCGGAUGCGACGCAGCAGCAGCAGCGGGGGGCUGGUCGGUGGCGGCCGGCAGCAAGGCGGCCGGCAGGCGCCCUUCUCUCCUCGCGUCAACGCGCUCCCUCGUAGUCUGUCCAGUGCCGCGGCCGGCUACCUCGACGAGCCCGCGCACGCGGAGAGCAGCGCGGCGGACGAAGCGGCGAGGCGGGCGGAGGCCGCCGCAGAGCUCACCUUUGCGCCGCGGAUCAACGCUGUCGAAGGCGUCUCGUCGCGCCUCAAGGUUGCGACGGAGCCGGACUCGUACCUCGAGCGCGCGCUGCGGGACCACGUCGCGGCGUGCAUGCGCGAGGCCGAGGCCGAGAACCAGAUGCGCGAGUGCACCUUCACGCCGCGCACGCGCGAGCCGCCCGCGUACAUCGUCCGCAUGGCGCGCAGCAUGGCCGUCGCCAGAGCUUCCAGGCCGGCCGCGCCUCCCGCCAGGCCCGGGUGGCGAAUCCGCACCAAUUGGCACAAGCCCCCGCCGAUGCGCGUUGUCCUCUUCUUGCUGCCGGGCUUUGGCCUCCAUGACGAGGACUAUUCGCGCCUCAUUGCGAGCAGCGGUGUCGACUCCCAUGUUACGUUCGACGUUUGGCCGCGAACUGUGGAGGAGGCCGAGCGCACAAACAUCGGCGUCGCCGGGCAAUGGGACUCGCCAAAGGCCAACGCGUGGAAGGCCGCAAAGACGAGAGAGUGUGCUGCACGGCUGCAAGAGCUGACGGAUGCGGAGGAUACGCGCGUGAUCGUGUUUGUUCACUCCGCCGGCGCAGAGUUUGCGAGACGGCUGCGUUUGCCCUGUGUCUGUUUUGGCUGUAAGCCCAUCGAAACCUCGGUUGUGCGCAUCCGUGGCUCGUAUGAUGCUAUCGCCGAGCCUUGUGAAGCAGAUACUAUCAUCGACUGCGGCCACUUCGGCUGCGUCUCAAAGGAGGCGUACCACCGCGCCUGCGAGUUUCAGAAGGCUCUCGGUUUGCCACCCUUGCUUGAACAGCACAAGGAUCAGAGUGCAAAAAUUGGCUCGAUCGUAGCUCGGGUUGCGCACCUACCACGCUCGGCAGUCAAGGCUGGUCAGCCAGCAGGCGUCUGA
Messenger RNA from Emiliania huxleyi CCMP1516, 1989 nucleotides. RefSeq lists its product as hypothetical. The transcript has 9 exons. Bases 1 to 1989 code for a protein of 662 amino acids. The record is from RefSeq and is a predicted model, not a curated record. Lineage: Eukaryota; Haptophyta; Isochrysidales; Noelaerhabdaceae.